Dromiciops gliroides (monito del monte) is the source of this 4483-nucleotide messenger RNA. RefSeq names its product pleckstrin homology and RhoGEF domain containing G2 (gene PLEKHG2). The record is from RefSeq and is a predicted model, not a curated record. NCBI's taxonomy places the organism in Eukaryota, Metazoa, Chordata, Mammalia, Microbiotheria, Microbiotheriidae. Gene Ontology annotation, molecular function: guanyl-nucleotide exchange factor activity.
CCCGGCCCGGCCCGGCCCCGCGCCCAGGGACUGACGGACCCACGGAAGAAGACAGACAGACAGACCGACCGACGGCUGGCGGCCAGCCUCCCCGCCGCCCUACCCCGGCCGUGGAGUGCCCUCGGAGCCCGCUUGGACCUCCGGACAAAGUUGGCCCCGCUGCGCCCCUCGUCUGCCCCCAAGACGGACACACCGGCCCCCUCGGGUGGCCCCGCUCCGCCUCCACUUUCGGGCACUCCUGGGGCCGGACACACGCUGCCGGCUGCUGCAAGUCCCGGCCCCACAGGGGCCCCGGGAUUUGGGGCCCCUUCAGCCCCUCUAGGAGAAGGCUCUGCCUCUUCAGGCAGAUCCCUGGGAAUCUUGGAGGGGGCAGACCUAGGGAGGCCCUUAGUCGUGUUUCGGUUCUAACCAGAAAGGAAUGGUCAUUUCAUCAGGGCUUGAGUCUGGCUCCAUUCCCUGCUCAAAGUGUCUCCUUCUUUACCCCAGUCUCUGCCUCUCAGGGCCUGUCUCUUCCUCCUCCUUCUGCCAGGUAGAUGUGUCUUCUCCUCACUCUCAGAGAGACCUUGACUGAGACCGAGCUUUGAGAUCCUCCUGCCAUGCCUGAGGGAGCGCACCGUCCAAGUCUAACUAAACCCAGUCAGAGCCCAAGUCCUGGGUGUAGCCACAGAGGGCUUCCCCCAGCCCUGCCCAUGGCUUCCCCCCGAGGAUCGGGAAGUUCCACAUCUCUGAGUACUGUGGGUUCUGAGGGGGAACCUCAUGCAGGCCCUAGCCCAGGUCCCAGCUCCAGCCAGGCCUGUUCCGUGUCAGCCCUGGAGCCCCUGCCAGGCCCCCCCAUCCAGCUACACCUGACUCCCGUUGGGCCUAGAGGGGAGCCAGGGCAAGGGACCAAGAAACCCUCACACCUGGAGCGUGUGGUCCGGGAGAUUGUGGAGACAGAGCGGGCUUAUGUCAGAGACCUCAGGAGCAUUGUGGAGGAUUAUCUGGGAUGUCUGGUGGCCAAUGGCCCUCCUGGGCUGAAUUCAGAACAUCUCGGGACCCUCUUCUCCAACAUCGAAGACAUCUACGAGUUUAGCAGUGAACUCUUAGAAGAUCUGGAGAAUACCACCAGUGCCCAUGGCAUUGCUGAUUGCUUUGUGCAGAGGAGUGAAGAAUUUGACAUCUAUACGCUCUACUGUAUGAACUAUCCAAGCUCGAUGGCCCUGCUUCGAGACCUCUCCCUCUCCCCUCCUGUGGCCCAGUGGCUCCAGGAACGCCAGGCCCAGCUCCGGCAUUCACUGCCUCUGCAGAGCUUCCUCCUCAAACCUGUGCAGCGCAUCCUAAAGUAUCACCUCUUACUGCAGGAGCUAGGCAAACACUGGCCAGAGGGAGCUGGGACUGAGCAAGGUGCUGGGGGCCGGGAGGUGGUUGAAGAUGCCAUUGUGUCUAUGACAGCGGUUGCUUGGUACAUCAAUGACAUGAAAAGGAAACAGGAGCAUGCGGCUCGUCUGCAGGAAGUUCAGCGGCGGCUGGGCGGCUGGGGGGGUCCGGAGCUAAGUGCCUUUGGGGAGCUGGUGCUAGAGGGCGUGUUCCGAGGUGGGGGUGGCCCCCGGCUUCGAGGGGGCCAGCGUCUCCUCUUCCUCUUCUCUCGUAUGCUUCUGGUGGCUAAAAGACGAGGUCCUGGCUAUAGCUACAAGGGCCACAUCUUUUGCUGUAACUUGUCUGUGAGUGAGAGUCCCAAAGACCCCCUGAGCUUCAAGGUGGCUGAUGUGACCAUCCCGAAGCACCAGCACCUGCUUCAGGCCAAGAACCAUGAGGAGAAACGCCUGUGGCUCCAUUACCUGCAUCGAUUAAUAGUGGAAAACCACCCAGCCUCUAUUCCCGCUAAGGCAAAGCAAGUCCUCUUGGAAAAUGCUUUUCACUGUGCCCCUGAAGGCCAGCCCAGUUGUGAAUCUCUAACACCUCCACUUGGGUCCCCCCGCCUCCCUGAAGGCCGAAACUUCACAGGACGAAGGACGAUAGACCCCUCCCCAUCUCUGAACAGCCCUAUAGGCGCCUCCCCUGGUCGAAGAGGCCGAAGGCAGUCUGAGCCAGCAAAGGAAUCUCACAUCAUGUUUCCGAAGAUUGCUGGAUCUAGGCUCAAGCAUGCCGGCAGUGAGGGAGAGCUGUUCCCGAUGUCAGAGUCCCUCUGCAAGGCCCCGGAGCUGGCCCCUGUCCUGGCCUCGGGAACCCCUGAAGACCUGGAGGAGCCGACUCCCCCUAACCUGGGCCCCCCAGGCCUCUCCAUCACUGAGGAGAUCAUGGAGCUGCUGACGCAGAGAGGUCUGCAGGAACCAGGGCUUUCUCCCCUGGAAGCUGAUGAAGCCCCUGAAUUCCAGGGGGAGGCCGAGUCUCCAAAUCAGACUGUGAGUGUUGGCCAGGAGACCCCAGUGCCCUUAAGCAGAGAGUCCUCUGAAGAGGAGGAAGACAAACAGCUGGAAGACAGAGGGCCAUCCCCACUCCAUGUCCUGGAGGGGCUGGACAGCACCGAAACGGCCAGCAUUUCUGAAAUUCCAGGCGCUGCAGCAAUUGUUGUCAUUCCCAGGCUUCCAGACAUUCCCCAAAUCCCCAGUUGUGAGGAGAGUCCCAGAAUUUCUGAGCACUCCUCAGGACAAGGGGAGCCCUGCCCCCAAGGAUCAGGGAUGAGGGAUGAGGACUCCGACGCUGCGACGUCGGCUGAGGCCGUCCCAUCCGAAAAGACGGAUGAUGGAGCUGAGCCCAGACAGGAGAGCAGGUCAUCUUGGACGGAGGAAGAAGAGGAAGAGGAGGAGGAGGAGGAGGAGGAGGAGGAGGAGGAGGAGGACAGAGAAGAAGGGGGGCUGUCUCCCACUUCUCCCAACAAGACUGCUGAUCUCGAGGCCCCAGAGUUCUACUCCUGCUCAGAGAUCCGGAGGGCCUGGCGGGCCAUGGAACAAGGCUCCUUGGAGGGAAGGGGCUCCCAGGGCAGCAUUCUUGAACCCCUGCUCAUCCUGGAAGACUCAGAUUUCAGGGGAAAUUGCAGAGUGGGUUCCCUGUCCCAGCUCCUUGUUGGCAGGGAUGGGAGCAGGAAUGGAGAUGGCCCCAGUGGGACUGCUGGUUCAGAGAGGGUGGCCACACGCGUCCGGGAGUUGGCACGUAUGUACACUGACCGAAUUGAGAGACUCCAGCGGGCAGGGAACCAGGUGACGGUGGUGGGGUCUCGGAGGAGAACCCGGGGCCUGGUGCAUUCCCACCAACUCCUGGUUCCCCCAAAGGAGGAGGAAGAAGUUCAGCCUGGGCCCCUCCCUGCUUUUGGCCACGUGUUAGUCCGGGAGGCGAGCUUCCCAAUGGCUUGUGCUCACUCUUCUGUGGCUCUGGUCCCUGCAAUGCGAUCCCAUGCCACCGUUCCAUUGGUCACCCCAAGGUCUGAGCCUCCACCUGUGGGGAGGCAUUGCCCCACUGAGGCUGGUGGACUCCUAGACAUUGAAGUCCCCAGGGAGGAAGCCUUGAACCUGAACUUCCCUGUUCCAGAGGUUGUUCAGCCUGCCCCAGAAGCCUUGCCCCCAAGUCUACCUCCUCAGGGACGGCAGCUUUUAGGGUCAAGUGCAGCUGCCCUAUCCAGGUACCUGGCUGCUUCUUGCAUCAGUCAGAGUCUGGCAAGGAGAGGGGCAGGGGUCCUAGAAGGGGAGGCUCCCCUGGCCUGGAGGCCCUCCCCAACUAGGGGUCCCUGGGCCUCGGCUCCCUCGUCCCGAGCCCCAUCACCACCACCGACGCCUCGGCCCAGCUACUCUACCACAGUCAGUAUCCGAGUAGGGGGUGGAGGGCGACUGGGUCCAGCUAAGGCCCAGGUCCGCCUGAAUCAUGCCCCUCUGCUGGCCUCCCUGGAUCUCCCAGGGCAGCGCCGGGUUCAGGGGCCUGCUGAGGCCUCUCCUAGAACGUGAGCUGAAUGUAGGUGUGCUCCAGAGACAAGGGUGGGAGUGGAGCCGUGCCCAGGUCUCCCAGAAUAAAAGACUUGAAGAUAUUUAAGGCCCUGAGAAGAAAAGACAUUUGGGUCCUACUUUGGAGCUAGUCGUGCCUCAGUUUUCCCAUACACUCCCCCACUGUCCCAUACAGAGAGGUCUGUUAGACCCAUUAAGUGCUUUGAAAACCCACAGGGGGCUGCCUUUAAUGUUAUUAAUAAUUAAUGUUAUUUUCUUUGUUUGCACAUUCCUUGGUGGGGGGGGAUUUUCAGUUGUACAGUCCAUAUAAAUAUUGCCACCCCCCCACUGCCCCUCCCCCCAACACUUUGCAGGAAGGGAAUUUUCUUUGAAGGGCUUGGAGCUUGGGGAUCUGGCUAAGGAAAUACCCCGUAUUCCACCUAUCCUUUUAGGGGAGUGUUUCCUAGCCCCCAAGCCCCCCUCUUUAUCCUAGCACUGACCUCAGCCCCUCACUUCCUUCCCAGAAAUACCAAGUCUUUGUUUUGAGAGGACCAAGCCUCCUACCCCCCAAUAAAUGGAUUUAAGCUCUUUCA